Molecule: messenger RNA, 3386 nt
Organism: Morone saxatilis (striped sea-bass)
Lineage: Eukaryota; Metazoa; Chordata; Actinopteri; Moronidae
Gene: cx43
Product: connexin 43
Exons: 2
Coding region: 143-1309 (388 amino acids)
Biological process (GO): cell-cell signaling; heart development
Cellular component (GO): connexin complex
Molecular function (GO): transmembrane transporter activity
Source: RefSeq, a predicted model, not a curated record
UUUGACAAGUUCCUCUCAGUUUCCCUGCUGGUCCCAAACUUGGAUUUCAACUUUACCAGACAGUGAUUUCUACAAGUGGCGCAGAAAGUCCCUCUGGGCCCGCUUCUGUCUCUUUGUAACUUCCCAGCAACACUCCCUGAUAAUGGGUGACUGGAGUGCCCUGGGUCGUCUGUUGGACAAGGUCCAGGCUUACUCUACUGCUGGGGGGAAGGUCUGGCUGUCGGUUCUCUUCAUAUUCCGGAUUCUCGUUCUGGGUACUGCAGUGGAAUCAGCCUGGGGAGACGAGCAGUCUGCCUUCAAAUGCAACACCCAGCAGCCCGGUUGUGAGAAUGUCUGCUAUGACAAAUCCUUCCCCAUCUCCCACGUUCGCUUCUGGGUCCUUCAGAUCAUCUUUGUGUCGACGCCCACACUCCUCUACCUGGCUCAUGUCUUCUAUCUGCACAGGAAGGAACAGAAAUUCAACAGGAAAGAGGAGGAGCUUAAAGCUGUGCAAAAUGAUGGAGGUGAUGUUGACAUCCCACUGAAGAAAAUUGAGAUGAAAAAGCUUAAGUAUGGCAUAGAGGAGCAUGGCAAAGUGAAGAUGAAGGGGGCCCUUCUCAGAACCUAUAUAGUCAGCAUUUUCUUCAAGUCUCUGUUUGAGGUGGGGUUCCUGGUUAUCCAGUGGUACAUGUAUGGCUUUAGCCUGUCUGCCGUCUACACCUGUGAGAGGUCCCCAUGCCCACAUAGAGUGGACUGUUUCCUGUCCCGUCCCACAGAGAAGACCGUCUUCAUCAUCUUCAUGCUGGUGGUCUCACUGGUGUCCCUGUUGCUCAAUGUGAUUGAGCUUUUCUAUGUGUUUUUUAAGAGGAUCAAAGAUCGUGUGAAGGGCAAACAGCCGCCCACACUGUACCCCAGUGGAGGCACCUUGAGCCCCACCCCUAAAGAACUAUCCACUGCCAAGUACGCCUACUAUAAUGGAUGCUCCUCUCCGACUGCCCCACUCUCUCCCAUGUCACCCCCAGGCUAUAAACUAGCCACAGGGGAGCGGGGAACUGGCUCAUGCCGAAAUUAUAAUAAGCAGGCCAAUGAGCAGAACUGGGCCAACUACUCCACAGAGCAGAAUCGCCUCGGCCAGAAUGGUGGAGGAAGCACUAUUUCAAACUCCCACGCACAAGCCUUUGACUUCCCGGAUGAUACCCACGAGCAUAAGAAACUCUCCUCAUCAGCAGGACACGAGCUGCAGCCACUGGCAUUGAUGGACGCCAGGCCCUGUAGCCGGGCCAGCAGCCGAAUGAGCAGCCGAGCCAGGCCCGAUGACCUGGACGUGUAAGCCCUGGUUCCUUUUCCCACUGCUGCCUGGCUAAUGGGAUGUUUCCAUAGAGUCCGGAAACUCUCGAUUCAUAUAAGAAGUGGGGCUAACCUCAAUCACUGUCUUCAGCAUAGAGACUCUUAGUCAGUCAAAGAGACAUUAAAACUUGUUAUAUAACACUGUCAGAGGUACAAGUUGCAAAUAUUAUGUUUUUAUUAUAACUUUUUAGUGGAGCUAACCCAGCUUUAGGAAAACAGAACAGCCACAGAAAGGUGCAAGCAUUGCCCCUUAAACCAGUUCAAGAACAGGAGAGAAAGUGACUAAUUGAUGGUUAUGGUUUAACUAAUAACUAAUAAUUUUAAUUAGCCAAGCUUAUAUCAGAGGAAAAGUCUGUUUUCUUCUUAUUUUCAGUUCAGUUUCAGCUUAGUUUCUUCUACUCUUGCUAUUUGUGACAGCAUUUUAUUUACUACUGUCAGAUCUGAAGCUAUGGUGAUAGCUUUACAAUAGCAUGCCUUCUUAGUUGUAUCUUUUAAACAUCUGACCAGAUAAAACAUUUGUCUUUACCACUUUAUAUGCACAGAUUUGCAUACACACUGCUAAAAGAAUAUGGUUUGAGGAAUUGGUUAUCAAUGUGUCCACAAUGCGUUUUGUAUGUAUUCACAUUUGUACUUAGAGCUGUCCACUUUUGAUUGUCUCACCCAAGAUGUUUGUCAGUACCAGGGGCAGGUCCUGGGAGAGGACAGUCAUUACAAGUAUGAAGGCAACAAGCUCUUGUCAGGAACACAUAAAUUAUAUUUGUUGUUUGAACAAAUGAACAAAGACUUUAUGUGUGAAUCAACAUCACUAAUGCAUAUUUUACUGUUUUCACUCAGCCUAUCCCACUUCCAAAAUAAAAAUCACAGUUUCGUCUCGGUCACAAGAAAGACAGGAGUUAUUGUCCAGGGCCGUCGCAUAGACAAAGCAACGACCACUUGGCACAAAUGAUAUUGAGAAUGCCCAAUAUCAGUUGUAGUGAAUAUUUAUGGCUUGUCAUCUGUAGGACACCUACCACUAAGAGGAAAAAUUGACUACUAUUCAGUAUCUCUUACUCGCAGAAAACAUCUUACAUGAACUCCCCGCAAACUGUAUAUUUAUUGACGGUAAAAACAUUAUUUUUCUUAAUUAACAUUUUCAGUCAGUGUGGACUGUUGUUUCCUGAUAAACUUUGAAUUUAUGUGGUAUUAUGUUAUAAUUUGUGGUUUUAUUUGUCUUUUUGGGGUGUGUGUGAGAGUGGCAGGGCUGAGGGUUCAGGCUGUUGUGACAGCAAACUGAUCUGCUUUUAUAUGGGUCCAUAAAGAAAGGCUUUAUUGCUGUCAUUAAUUCGACAAGUGUGUUCUCUUUUUUCAUCUUUUGUGGGCGGUAGAGAAAUACAUUAGAAUGAUUAUCUGUGUUUUACAUAUUUGAAUGAAUGAUUUUUUGUUCUGUAGGUAUUGUUUUGUUUUUUAGACUCGAUGUAACCGCUGCUUGAGAAAUAGAUAUUUAGUACUGUAAAUCAAGCUAACUGUGUCACGAUAAAAAUGUGAGUUUUUAGAGGACUGCUUAUAGAUCUGGACUAAUAUUUAGUCAGUUAUAUUAAAACGUAUGCCAAUGUAGCUCUACAACCACCAAACAGUAGGAUAAAUCUCAAUUUGGCUGUUUUUUUUUUUAUUGUAAUUUUUUACAUUUUUAUUUCUGCAUCAUUUUGUUGGUACUUACAUGUGUCAUGGAUCUUUCAGCUACAAUGGCAUUUGCACUGAGAUCUUGGUGAUAGAGAUGUAAUAUGAUGCACACAGUAAGUGGUAAGAGUUUUCUGAUACACAUGUUACUAAUUUAUUUUAUAACACAGAAAUCACUACAGUGCAUAAUAUCAGACAUCUGACCACUGGUUUCAUUGACUGGUUCUGUGAGAGAUGUCUUCUAUUGACAGAACAGGAGCAAUAGUCAUUUGUUGCAGUUAUUCAGACAAUGCAAACCCACGGGGAUCCACUGUUGUACAGUGUAAGUACAUGAUAGCAAAACAAAAACUCAUUCAUUGUAUCUGUGAAAAGCUAUUUUAACCAAUAAAUAUUUUUCUGUCUUA